Messenger RNA from Aspergillus japonicus CBS 114.51, 816 nucleotides. RefSeq names its product SDR family NAD(P)-dependent oxidoreductase. Bases 37 to 816 code for a protein of 259 amino acids. The record is from RefSeq and is a predicted model, not a curated record. Lineage: Eukaryota; Fungi; Ascomycota; Eurotiomycetes; Eurotiales; Aspergillaceae. The transcript is spliced from 2 exons.
CUUUCGCUCUCACACCACAGCUUGUUCUUUGUCACAAUGCCUCUUGAAACCGGUCUUCAAGGCGCCCAUGUCCUCAUUACGGGAGGUACCCGAGGCAUGGGCCAAGCCAUGGUGCGUCAAUUCCUCCAAGAAGGCGCGAAUGUCUCCUACUGCGCCCGCACCGUCACCAACACCGAGUUCAACGACGUCCACCAAACCCUCCCGGAGAGCAACUCUGCCCGCGCAGUGGGAACCGCCUUCGAUGUUGCCUCCAAGGAAGCAAUCGUCAACUGGGUGAACAGCUCCGCCGAACGGGUGGGACGUAUCGAUGUCGUUAUUGCCAACGCAUCACCCAUGCAUAUGGAAGGCGAGACUGAGCACUGGGAAAGCAGCUUCGCGAUCGACGUGAUGGGUUUCGUGGAGCUGGUGAAAGCGGCGGAGCCCUACCUCGAGAAAUCCCCACAGGCCUCCAUCAUCGUGCAGAGCUCGUUCAUGGGCCGGGAGUUCUACCGCAGUCCGCCUGCGGCCUACGGCCCCUGCAAAGCCGCCCAGCUGCAGCAUGUGCAGGAGCUGUCACACUACCUAGGCCCCAAGGGCAUCCGAGUCAACGCCAUCUCGCCGGGGCCCGUGCUCUGCGAGGGUGGGCCCUGGGAGCUGUAUUCGAAGAUCAUGCCGGAGUGGGUGGAGGAGCAGCGGUUGAAAAUUCCCCUGAAGCGACUGGGAGGCCCGCAGGAGAUCGCAAAUGUGGCGGUGUUUUUGGCGAGUCCGUUGGCGAGCUUUGUCACGGGCACUAAUGUAUUGGCUGAUGGUGGGAUUCACGUGGGCACCCAGUUUUAG